AACGCGUUUGGCCUCGGAGGGCGGGCGAGGGGACGGCGCAGCGGGGCGGCGCUCCGCGGAGCCGGGAGGAGCUGGGGUGUUCGGGCUCGGUGUGGAAAGGCGCCUCCCUGACGCGACCGCGGCGAGCUCAGCCUGCAGCGGGCGGCGCCGGUGAGGGGAGCGCAGCGGUGAGCUCUCGGCUGCGGCGGCGCGGCCUCGACUGCGGGUACCCCGCGGCAAAGGAGGCACCGGAAGGACUCAGGGCGGCCGCACGCUGCCGGUGAGCGGAGGGGUGCCGGGGACGCUGCCGGGAGCGACGGGAGCACAGCCGGGACGCUUUCAGCAUGGCUUCUCCAGCUCUGCUCAUGCGUGUGGUUGCCUCUGCAUAUUCUGCAGCAGAAAAAGCUGCAACAAUUGUUAGAAACGUAAUGGCUACAGGAGAUCUGGGCGUAGUGGAGAAGACUGGAGCUAAUGACUUGCAGACCAAAGCUGACCGACUGGUACAAAUGAGCAUUUGUGCUUCCCUGGCACAGAAGUUUCCCAAGGUGACAAUCAUAGGAGAAGAAGAACUGCCCAGUGAUGAGGUAACUGAGGAACUAAUUGAACAUGGUCACUGUGAAGAAAUCCUGAAGAAAACUUGUCCUGCUCAGUACACAGGAAUUAAAGAGGAAGAGCUUGUAAUAUGGGUUGAUCCCUUGGACGGAACCAAGGAGUACACUGAAGGUCUCCUUGACCACGUCACGGUUCUUAUUGGAAUUGCUUAUGGAGGCAAAGCAAUAGCAGGAGUUAUUAACCAGCCAUAUUACAACUAUGAGGCAGGACCUGAUGCUGUGCUGGGCAGGACAAUCUGGGGAGUCCUGGGCAUAGGUGCCUUUGGAUUUCAGCUCACAGAAGCACCUGCUGGGAAACACAUCAUCAUUACCACCCGCUCUCACAGCAGUGCCCUGGUAAAUGAGUGCAUCAGUGCUUUGAAUCCAGACAGUGUCAUCAGAGUUGGAGGAGCAGGAAACAAGGUCAUUCAGCUUAUAGAAGGCAACGCAUCUGCUUAUAUAUUUGCCAGUCCUGGGUGCAAGAAAUGGGAUACAUGUGCACCAGAAGCUAUUCUACAUGCUGUGGGAGGCAAGAUAACUGAUAUCCAUGGAAAUCCAUUUCAGUAUAACAAGGAAGUGAAACACAUGAAUUCUGCUGGGGUCCUUGCUGCUUUGAGAAAUUAUGACUAUUAUGCCAGUCGUAUUCCUAACACCGUUAAACAAUCUCUUGUGCCUUGAAGCAAUAAAGCAUAUUCACUUGGCCUGGCAGGCUGAGAGAGUGAGCUUGGAGAAGAGAGAGAGAUGAUAACUGAGCCUGAAAUACUAUUUUAGAGAGUCUGAACUGAAUUCUUUCAUUAAGGUGUUCAAUAAUUUCAAACUGCACACAGAAUCAAUAUGUAUAUGUUGGGUCAGAUUGUUUUGCUGUGUUUAGCAGAAAACAUUAAACCAGUCACAUUUCUUGAAUAGGUGUUUUCCUCAUUCUUCGGGAGCAUUCAUUCUCCAUGACCAUGUUUAAUAUACUGCUAAUCAUAAUACUGCAGUCCAAAAAUCAUCUUAAUAGGGCACAAAAUCAUGGUAAGUCAUUUUCCUGAUGUUGCUCAAUGUUUUUUUGUUGUAUGUAGUCAUACAAGGAUUUAUUAUGUUAGGUACAAAUGGACUAACAAUCUGCCUGGAUGGAUUAGCCCAUUUCUUAUAAAGCUCAUAGUUUUGAUUCUUA
Molecule: messenger RNA, 1725 nt
Organism: Strigops habroptila (Kakapo)
Lineage: Eukaryota; Metazoa; Chordata; Aves; Psittaciformes; Psittacidae
Gene: BPNT1
Product: 3'(2'), 5'-bisphosphate nucleotidase 1
Exons: 9
Coding region: 324-1247 (307 amino acids)
Biological process (GO): phosphatidylinositol phosphate biosynthetic process
Molecular function (GO): 3'(2'),5'-bisphosphate nucleotidase activity
Source: RefSeq, a predicted model, not a curated record